CUUUACUCGGUGUGUCUUACCAACACUGUACCAGCGCAAUCUACACCGACGGCAUAGUUUGCGUGUUGAUUCCGUCAGCACAAAGUUGGGCUCUUCCUCACACCAGAGUGAAACACAACGGUGAGCAAUGGUGCAGGCCACAACACUGCUACUCCCCGUGCUGUUCGCAGGCGUGCUGAGUGCCAUGCCUCACGACACUUACAUCGAGAGGAUGACCACGGCGGGUAGAGUUCGCGGGAAAUUGGUGUCUUCUCUGGGCAAGGCAGUUGAGGAGUACCGUGGCAUUCCGUUCGCCGAACCACCAAUUGGCAACCUCCGGUUCCGCCCUCCAAAGCCCAAGGCUGCCUGGCAAGGCACUCUAAACGUCACUGCAAGGUCUACUGCUUGUCAUCAGGUAACUGUGCCUGGGAUCACGCUAGACGGCGCUACUGUCACAGAGGACUGCCUGCACCUCAACGUUUGGGUCCCCCAAAGCACCGAAAACACUACCUCUGGCCGACCAGUCCUAGUCUGGAUCCACGGAGGAGGUCUCACAUUUGGAACAGCUAACCAAGCUAUUUACAAUGGAUCCGUGGUCGCAGCGCUUACUGAUAUGCUUGUAGUCUCAAUGAACUAUCGACUUGGCAUUUUGGGCUUCAUGAACGCAAACUCUCCUGAAGCACCGGGUAACGUUGGUUACAUGGAUCAGAACUUGGCUCUGAAAUGGGUGCAUCGAAAUAUCAGAUGCUUCGGAGGAGAUCGAAAGCGAGUUACUUUGUUUGGUGAGAGCGCAGGCUCAACCAGCACGCAUGCGCAUAUCUUGUCGCCGAUGAGCCAGGGCCUUUUCAAGAGAGCCGUGCUGUUGAGUGGUAGUAUGUACAGUAUCGACACGUGGGACACUGUCAAAGAAAGUAUGGCAAAGGGCGACAAAGUUGCGAAUGUUGUUGGCUGCUCCAAAGGAGGAACGAUCAAUAUGUCAUCCAAUCCGGAAGAUAUUGUCAAUUGUAUGCGAAGCAUGCCAGCAGAGUUACUCUUCAACGUUUCUGUGGAGGUCGUGGCCCCAAAAUUUGCCCCCUUCAGCCCCACGUACCAUAACGAGUUCUUUCCCCGGAAUCCUCUGGUGGCCGUGAGACGUGGUUUCUUCUCGUCAGUGGACGUAGUAGCUGGCGUCACCUCAGACGAAGCGGCUGGGCUCCUCUUUCUUCCGCCGAAACCAGAACUCUUGGCUGAAGAUCUCAACGCCUCAUCAACAAAAUGGCUCACUGAUUCGCUUCGGGCUGCACUAUGGCGGUUCGUGAAAGGAGACAUGCCGGUCGUGCUAAAGAAAUACACGGAUGAUGUGCCUGAAGGCGACAAAAACGCUCUGCGGAGACAAUACAUUGACUACGUAUCUGACCGGCUGUUCAACUGCCCACUGCAAUUCUUUGCAGAGAAACACAGCAAAAGGAGCAACAAGGUGUUUGCCUACGUGUUCGCCCAUAGGCCGUCGAAGUAUCCACUCCCGCGAUGGAUGGGGACCCCGCAUGCCCAUGAUUUGCCGUUCGUAUUCGGUCAACCCUACGCAGAAGACCCCGAUUCUGUGGAUGGCCGCUUGAGCAAGGCCUUUAUUAGGAUGCUGGCAAGCUUCAGUGAAAAUGGGACUCCGGAGCUUCCCAAUAACCAGACCUGGCCACAAUACACAGAGAGCAUGCCAAACAUCAUAGUGAUGAAUAAUUAUCAAUUUAACGAGGCCCAAGGAUUCCGAGCAAGCUACUGUGAACGUUGGAGGUCUUUGUACUAAAUGUGUCACUGUCGUCUGACAUCAUUACU
Messenger RNA from Dermacentor silvarum, 1788 nucleotides. RefSeq names its product acetylcholinesterase. Gene Ontology annotation, cellular component: plasma membrane. The coding region runs from base 128 to 1759 and encodes 543 amino acids. Gene Ontology annotation, molecular function: acetylcholinesterase activity. Lineage: Eukaryota; Metazoa; Arthropoda; Arachnida; Ixodida; Ixodidae. Gene Ontology annotation, biological process: choline metabolic process; acetylcholine catabolic process. The record is from RefSeq and is a predicted model, not a curated record. The transcript has 4 exons.